Dendronephthya gigantea is the source of this 1176-nucleotide messenger RNA. RefSeq lists its product as uncharacterized. Bases 1 to 1176 code for a protein of 391 amino acids. The transcript has a single exon. Gene Ontology annotation, molecular function: nucleic acid binding. The record is from RefSeq and is a predicted model, not a curated record. NCBI's taxonomy places the organism in Eukaryota, Metazoa, Cnidaria, Anthozoa, Malacalcyonacea, Nephtheidae. Gene Ontology annotation, biological process: DNA integration.
AUGAUGAUGGCUUACAUUCGCAAGAAGUACUGGAUCCCGAAGCUUCGCAGACUCGCUCGAAAAGCGAUCAAGAAAUGCUACGGUUGCCGCAGAUUCCACGCAAAAGCCCUAGAGCAACCUGUACCUGGUCUGCUCCCACGUGAUCGAACGGAAGGCAGUCGCCCAUUCCAAACCAUAGGAGUAGACUUUGUGGGACCAUUAAGGUACAAGAAAGGAAACAAGACCGAAGGGAAAGCGUACAUCGUGCUGUACGCUUGCAAUUUGACAAGGGCGAUCCAUGUCGAGUUAUUGGCCAGCCUAUCGACCGAAGAGUUCAUAAGAAGUCUGAAAGGAUUCAUCGCCAGGAAAGGGAGACCAGAAAAAAUCUAUUCAGACAACGGCAAAACCUUUGUCGCGGCAGAAAAGUGGUUGAACGUCGUGCAAAGGGAUGAAAAGCUCCAAAACUUUUUGGCUAUCAAAGAAAUACGUUGGCAGUUCAACCUUAGUCGAGCGCCGUGGUGGGGUGGCCAGUUUAAACGCUUGAUCGGGCUUGUCAAACGAGCAUUACAGAAAACAAUUGGCGGUGGAUGUUUGCGAUGGAACGAAAUGCAGGAAGUACUUCUAGAUGUAGAAGUCACCCUAAACAGUCGACCACUGAGCUACGUCGAGGAAGACCAUCAAAUGCCAACUCUGACACCAAACGCUAUGAUGUUCGUCGGCUCUAAUACCUUGCCAGAAUUAGAGGCCCAUCAUCUCGAAAAACCUGAUCUACGGAAAAGAGCAAGAUUCUUAUCGAGAUGCAAAGAUGCUGUUUGGCGACGAUGGACAUCAGAAUACCUACGGGCGUUACGGGAAAGACAUAACCAGGCUCAAGGGACUAAAACGUUGAACCUGAAGAUCGGGGACGUGGUGAUCAUCAAAUCGGACGAGAAGAAUCGAGCGAAGUGGAAAUUAGGAAUUGUUGACGAGCUUUUCAAGGGACGCGACGAUGUGGUGAGGGCAGUAAAACUUCGAGCUGGGAACAAUUUCCUAGAAAGACCACCUACACAUCUGUACCCCUUGGAACUAUCGUGCGACCGAAAAGCGAAGGUAACUAAACAAUCACUGAACGCAGAUGCUGCAACAUUCAGACCCAAGAGAGACGCUGCAGUGGCAGCGAGACAACGCAUCCAAGAUGUCAUAAACUCUCGGAGUUAG